Molecule: messenger RNA, 1773 nt
Organism: Osmerus eperlanus (European smelt)
Lineage: Eukaryota; Metazoa; Chordata; Actinopteri; Osmeriformes; Osmeridae
Product: serine/threonine-protein kinase prk-2-like
Exons: 8
Coding region: 1-1773 (590 amino acids)
Biological process (GO): protein autophosphorylation; regulation of mitotic cell cycle; negative regulation of apoptotic process
Cellular component (GO): cytoplasm
Molecular function (GO): ATP binding; protein serine/threonine kinase activity
Source: RefSeq, a predicted model, not a curated record
AUGAAUGUGUGUGUGUGUGUGUACUCUCUAGGAUUGUUUGAGGAGAAGUACGUGGAACUGAGCUGUCUUGGCCAAGGUGGCUUCGGCUCAGUCUACGCUGGACUCCGUAUAGAGGACAACCUGCCUGUGGCAGUCAAGCAUGUUCCCAUUGAUAAGGUGAUAAACACACCUGUGACCCUGGGUGGGAAGCUGGGCCAGCUCCCCCUGGAGGUGGUGCUCCUACUGAUUGUAGGACAGGGUGGGGCGGACAUGGCUGAGAAGGCCAGGGGUAAGGAGGUGAGGGGUGAGGCCAGGUUUGGAGGGGGAGGAGACGGUCAGGCAGCAGUGGAGCUGCUGGACUGGUACGAGCUGGACCAAGAGCUCAUUAUAGUUAUGGAGAGGCCUGUACCUGCCGUGGAACUGUUUGACUAUAUCCAGGAGAGAGGAGGAUAUCUCCCAGAGGAUCAGGCCAAGAUCAUUCUGAGGCAGCUGGUUGAGGCCAUGGUCAAUUUUCAUUCUUGGGGUGUCCUCCACCGAGAUAUUAAGCCAGAGAACCUUCUGGUCGAGACCGGUUCUGCAGUUCCACGGAUUAGGGUUCUGGACUUUGGCUGUGGCUGCAUUAUUCAAGAAGCACCCUACACCGAGUUCCUUGGGACCAAAAUGUACAUCCCUCCUGAAUGGUACCUCCAUGGUUCCUACCAGGCGGUUCCAUCCGCUGUCUGGCAGCUGGGGGUACUGUUAUAUAACAUGCUGUCUGGGAUAUUCCCCUUUCGCACACCCGACCACGUCCUUUAUUGUGAUCCUAUCCCUACCAUGGAUGGGUUUUCCAGCCAAUGUAAGAACCUGCUGAAAUUGUGUUUGGCAAAGUGCCCCAAAGACCGGCCUACUCUAGAGCAAGUCCUUCUCCACCCGUGGCUGCAUCCAGAGGAGGAGAGGAAAGCAGGGAGACAGAAAAAGAGAAAGGAAAGAAGAGAUGCAGAGAGCAGCAGAGGAGGGGAGAGAAAGAGGAAGAGAGUGCUGGAAGAGAGACAGGAUUCGGGGGAGUCUUCGACCGCACUGUCCCUUGAGGACGCCUCGUCUUCGUCCUCCCUCUCCCUGUCCCAGGGCAACACCAAGAGGUGUAGGGUAGAUCCCAGGAGCCCCGAGGUGUCCCCUAAAAACACCACUUCCACAACAAUGACCUCACAUGGUACACAUGGAAGAGUGGGAUGCGGCCUAGACAAGGACCCAGAGGCGAAGCAGGGCUACAUGGAAAGGGAGACAGAACUUGGCAGGGCCCGUGCUGUGUCCACCAUCCCAGAAAUGAGUGAUACAGCACUGCUGCCCAGAGUCCCUCUGCCUGUGCUGCCCAGAGACCCUCUGCCCGUGCUGCCCAGAGACCCUCUGCCCGUGCUGCCCAGAGACCUGAUGCCUGUGCUGCCCAGAGGCCCUCUGCCUGUGCUGCCCAGAGACCCUCUGCCCGUGCUGCCCAGAGGCCUGAUGCCUGUGCUGCCCAGAGGCCCUCUGCCUGUGCUGCCCAGAGGCCUGGUGCCUGUGCUGCCCAGAGGCCUGGUGCCCGUGCUGCCCAGCAACGAGCCCUCUGCUCCUCCUGAGCCCCCAGCAGAGUCCUGGUCGACUCCAGCACCCCCUGAGCACCUCUGCACAUCCAGACGUCCUCCAGGUCUGCCUCCAGAGCUGCCCCGGCUUUUCACCCUGCCUCCUGGCCGGCCUCCAGAAUUGCCCUGGCCUUCGUCCCUGCCCCCCGGUCGUCCUCCCGACCUCCCCACUGUCCCUUUCUACCCCCCGCCCUCCUGA